Dracunculus medinensis (Guinea worm) is the source of this 4740-nucleotide messenger RNA. Lineage: Eukaryota; Metazoa; Nematoda; Chromadorea; Rhabditida; Dracunculidae. The record is from the annotation of a GenBank genome assembly.
AUGUUUUUAAAGCUUUUAUUGUUGCUGUUGCGCAAGAAUAUUGUAACAGCGUGGCGUGGAAAGGCUUGGAUAUUUGCGGAAAUUUUUCUUCCGCUUUUGUUGAUGGUUCCAUACACUUAUUUCGGAUUUGAGAAACCUGCUAUAGUUCCAGCCGAAACAUUCGAAUCAUUUCGUGUUACUGGUGACUGGAGAGAUUUUAAGAGACAUGUUGGUCGUUUAUCGACAAUUUACAAGACUUUGUGCUUGAGAAGCAAGUAUAUUGGAAUAGCAUUCAGUAAUGGGACUGGAAAUGAAAAAGAAUUAAGAUUUAUUGCGGAUAAACUGGAAAAAAGAUAUAAUAAUGAAAUGUUGGGUGAUUUUAAUAUAACAGUAAGAAUAUUUGACACAAGUAAAACGCUUGAUGCAGAACUUGUCAAAGAUAAUGCAACAUGUGGCAAAUAUAUGGGUGGAAUUGUUUUUAGUGAAUUCAACUCACGAUUAUCUUACAAAAUCCGAUUAUCUAGUCCAUUUGGAUCGUGGUAUACUGGUAAUGAAAUUUGGAAAUAUGGCGAUCCAUUUACAAUUUUGAAUGAUCAUAAUCCUGUCCCUGGCACUCCCAGUUACUGGUCAAGUGGAUUCUUGUCAUUGCAAUUUGCACGAGGGAAUUCCACAUUUGGGCAGAAUUAUAUUCUUAGAUUGGAAAGAAUGCCGGAACCAGAACACUUUGAUAAAUCGAUAAAUUUUUUUUUAAGCUUGUUGGUAUUUUUCUGGUUUCUUGCUUUGAUUCCAUUUGUUAUUCAUUCUACAGCAAAAGUUGUAGCUGAAAAGGAGUCAGGAAUGAUGGCAUAUUUGAUGGUAAUGGGACUUCGUCCAUCUGUUUAUUUUACUUCGCAUUUCAUAUUUGCUCUUGUUGAAGUUUUCCUAAUAUUAAUUCCUCCUUGUAUUAUCCUUUUGUUUGGUCUUAUCCUGAUAUCAUGGAGUCUCUUUAUCAUUGCAAUUUUAAUCUAUGGAAUUGGGUUGGUAAGUUUCGUGAUGCUUAUGUCAACGAUGUUCCAUUCUUCUACUACAGCAUUGAAAGCUUCUCUUCUCAUCUGGUUUUUGUCCAUAGGUCUGCCAUUUUAUAUCCAAUCAAUUUUCCAAUCAUUUAAUGCCUAUUUUUAUUAUAAUGUUAUAGAAUUAGAAUUAGAAUUAUUGAAUCGAGAUCUAGCAAUAUUAUAUUCUACUAACUAUGGUAUUUUUCUUCAUUCUCUAAAUAUCAAUGCUGCAUUCUACAGAGCUAUUGAAGCUGUACAAAAUUAUUUACAGAGAGAUACGUAUCUUGGUUGGGAAAACUGUUUUGAUGGCUCAUCUUCACCAUUUCCUUUUGGUUUAUCGCUGAUUAUGAUGAUUAUUGAUAUAAUAUGGAUGAUUCUGCUUGCUUCAUAUUUGAGUCAAGUAUAUCCUCCCGGAGAAAUUCCUGCCAAAAGCUUUUUCUUUUUCCUGCCAUUCUGUAAAAAAGAAGAAAUGACAUUGGAAAAAAUGGAUGAUAGUACGGAUCGAAUGAACGUGUCGAAUGAAAAUAUCCAGAUUGAUGAACGGGGAAUUGAGCUUGCCGAUAUUGAUAUACGAAAUCUAACAAAAAAGUAUUCAACUUUAAAAGCUGUUGAUGCAUUGUCAUUUAAAGCUUAUCGUGGAAAUGUCACUGUUCUUCUCGGGCAUAAUGGUGCAGGCAAAAGUACCACAUUCUCAAUGAUAACGGGUGUUUCAAAGCCAACAUCUGGUAUCGUGCGUAUAUGUCGAGAAGUACUUAGCUCAUCGUCAUUGACACAUUGUCAAAAGAACGUUGGCUAUUGUCCGCAAUAUAAUCCCAUAUUUGACUUACUUACUGUGCGUGAACAUUUGGAAUUUUUUCGCAAAUUAAAGAAUAAUCGAGAUAACUUUAUUGAUUCAUUAAUCAAUGAAGUAGGGCUUGGCGAUAAAGCAAAUGAGAUCGCAAAGAAUCUAAGCGGUGGCAUGAAAAGGAAAUUAUGCGUUGCAAUGUCUCUAAUUGGAGGCAGUCAGAUAGUAUUGUUAGAUGAACCGACAGCGGGUAUGGAUCUUGGCUCAAGACAUAUGAUUCGCGAUUUGUUAGAACGUUAUAAAUGUGAUAGAACUAUAUUAUUGACUACGCAUUAUAUGGAUGAAGCAGAUGCCCUGGGCGAUAGAAUUGCGAUCAUGGUCAAAGGUAAAUUGGUUUGUUCUGGUACAUCGGAAUUCUUGAAAGCUCGUUUCGGCACUGGUUAUUUAUUAGCAGUCGAUUUGAAAGAUCCUACAAAUAUUACAAACCGUAGGGAUUCCAUUAUGAAAGCAGUUCAGUGUUUCGUUAAUAGUGCUCGGAUCCAAUCUGCUUCAGCACAUCAGUUGACGAUACUUCUACCAACUGAACACAAAAAAAAAGUUGGUGAAUUUGCGAAUCAGGAUGCAAUAAAUUAUGAUGGAAUUGAUUUCGCAAAACGUCACGCUUCAAAAUUAUGCAAUCAUUCUCAUUAUUUCGAAAAUCAUAUGGUUUUAUUUUUGGUUCAAAUUUUUGCACUUAUUCGAAAACGGGCCGUAUGUUAUAUUCGCAAGCCUUCUCGUCUAAUUUCUCAAUUUUUUAUUCCACUUCUUUUAUUCAUUAUGACAUCUUUCGCCAUGAAAACUACAGUGUACACACUGAACGAAGUGAAAUUAAAUCCCGAUAAGCUUGUACCAUCUGUGGUAUUGUUGCAAUUCGAUCGAAAGUUGCCCCUCCUUGAGAAUUCGUUCACAAAUUUCUUAAAUGGUAUUAAGGGAUAUGAAACGAGAUAUGCUAAUUUACAAGCUAACCUUUCUGAAAUUAUUCUGCAAACGCCUAAGGUAUUGCCGCCGCUUGCUCUUGUUUUUUCAACUUCAUUAGAAGGCGAUCAUAUAAAAAUCGUAGCUUUUUUUAAUGGGAAAGCUAUACAUGGGCCGGUUAUUGCCAUGUCGCUGGUUCACAAUGUUUUGCUCUCAAAAGAAGCAGGUCCAAUAACAUUAUCACUUUUACCUUAUGAGCAGGAAAAAAGAUCAACGAUAUUCGUUUCUGAAAAUGGACAGUCAGUAAUAGUUUAUUGGAUAUCAAUAUUUAUUCUCUCUCUCAUUUCGUCCGGAUUUAUUUCAUUUCUUGUAGAUGAACGUAGCAGUAAAUUUCUUUAUCAGUGUUUUAGUGUCAUGCUGCUUUGGUUGUUAUAUUUUUGGUCGGUUAUGCCCUUCACUUAUUGUGCUUCACUAUUAUUUUUAAAUUCUACCAAGGCUUAUGCUGCCGUGAUGUCUCUCAACUUGGUUGUAUCGCUGGGUGCUCUUCUUAUUGUACAAGGGCUAUCAUUAUACAACCCUUCUCUUAUAGGGUAUAUUGAUUCACCAUUGCUUAUUUUAUUGCCUUCUUAUGCAUAUCUGAAUGCUUUAAUUUCACUGGUUGAAGCAGAGUUUGCAGAAGUCGAAAAUAUUUAUCAAUGGAAGUUGCUUGGUAGGACAAUUACUUUUAUGUGUAUAUCAGGUGUUGCAUAUUGGUUUUUACUUGCUGCAUCUCAGUCUCGUCGUUUCUGUUUAUUCUUGGCUUCAAUAUGGAAUAUGAACUUUCAUCGUAAUACUAUAACAGAAGGAUUUAUUGAAGAAGAUGUUGAUGUUAUGACAGAACGUGAACACAUGGAACGGACAGCGAAUUGCGAAUUAGCAUUAGCUGUGCGUGGUAUAAGCAAAUAUUAUGGCCGUUUUUGUGCUGUUAACAAUCUUACAUUUGGUGUCCGACCAGAUGAAUGUUUCGGUUUACUAGGAGUUAACGGAGCCGGGAAGACUUCAACAUUCGAUAUAUUAACUGGAACAUCAUUUUGUUCAAAUGGAAAGGCUUUUCUUAAUGGGCAUUCAUUUAAUGGUAAUCAGAGAAUUGGUUUUUGCCCACAGUUUGAUGCGCUUUUGGACUAUCUUACUGCGAAAGAAAUCUUGCAAUUAAUGGCAUCUCUUUGUGGAUUUACAGAUGUUAAUCAACGCGUUCAAAGUGUCCUAGAAGCAGUUCAUUUAAUACCACAAGCUAAUAAUAUUGUCAGAUGCUACAGCGGUGGACAAAAACGACGUUUAAGUCUUGGUAUAGCAUUAAUAUCGCAAGCCCGUUUAAUAUUGCUUGAUGAGCCUACUGCUGGAAUCGAUCCAAAAGCUAGGCGACAGAUCUGGGAUGUACUUACAGCUAUGAGAGAUAAAGGUUGUGCUAUAUUGUUAACAUCACAUAGUAUGGAUGAAUGUGAAGCUCUUUGUUCCCGCAUUGGAAUAAUGCAUCAUGGAUCUCUUAUGGCAAUUGGCAGCCCACAACAUAUUAAGUCAAGGUUUUUAUUUUCUUUUAAAUUUUCUUUGGUAUUUUUGAGGUUUGGUGAAGGUUAUACACUCACGGUUACAUUGAAAAGUAAAGCAGGAAAAGACGAUGUUAUUCAAUCUGUUAAACGAUUAUUUCCGGAGUCAUCAUUUAAAACUUUAACGCAUCCACUCCAUUUAGUAUGGCACAUUGGAAGAAGGGAUGGCGACAGCAAAUGGUUUUUUCAAAAUCUUUUCUUUGUACUAUUUUUUAAUCUGGCUGCUUUUAGAUGGUCAGUUUUUUUUGAGAAGGCAGAUCAUUUGGCCUCAAUGCAUUCUUGUAUUGCUGAUUAUUCGUUUGCACAAGCGACCCUCGAAGAAGCUUUUUUACGAUUAUCUCAACAAGGAGACGACCAUAUUGAGCGAGUCGAACGCCAUGUACUGCCUCUGUCUACUUUGCUAUAA